This is a messenger RNA of Plasmodium vinckei vinckei, 1953 nucleotides long. Its product is annotated as rhoptry neck protein 6, putative. The transcript has 6 exons. NCBI's taxonomy places the organism in Eukaryota, Apicomplexa, Aconoidasida, Haemosporida, Plasmodiidae. The coding region runs from base 1 to 1953 and encodes 650 amino acids. The record is from RefSeq and is a predicted model, not a curated record.
AUGUAUCAAUACUUUUUCAUUUUAUUUGCACUAUGUGCUAACGGGCUAUUACGAAAUAAAGGUCCUGGCAACUUUGUAAGUAACAAUGAUGAGGCCAUAGGAAAGAGUAAAGAUAUGAAUGCCUUUGGCAUGUCAGAAAAUGGGACAUUAUAUUUAAAUAGUGAUUCAAAUUUAAAUGAAACAUCCAGUGAAAGUUUUUUAGAAAAUUGUAAUAUCAACAGUUGUGUUGAUAUAAAUCAUGAAAAUAUUAACACAAUAAAUAAUCAAAAAAAUGAUAAUCUCAUAAAUAAUAAUAAUAAUUUAAAAGUAGAAUAUCCAAAUGGAAUAAAUAAUAACGUAUUGAAAGCAGAACAAAAUGAACAGAAGUUGUCAAAUAAGUUUGAAAAUAAUACCAUACAUGUAAAUAAUGAUAAUGUAAAAAAAAAUACAGAGAGUGCAAUAAAUAUAAUACCAACACAAAAGGAAAACUUACCUAAUAUAGAAAAAGGUGAAAAAAAAAAUAAUAACAAAAAUAAAGACAAGGAUAUGGAUAAUGAUGAUGAUGAAAUUGACGAUGAAAAGGAUGAGGAAAAUUUAGAUAGCUCUGUGGAAGAUGAAUAUAAAGAUAGUGAAGAUGAAGACCCUGAUGAGGAUAAGGAAGACGACGAAAACGAUAAUGAAAAUGAAAAUGAAAAACCUUAUAAAAAGGUUACAGAAGAGAAUAAAAAAGCGAUGGAAAUAAGUUCUGAUAACAAUAAAAAGGAGACCGAAAUAAGUUCUGAUAACAGUACAAAAGAGGCCAAACACAUUCUUGGAAAUAAUCCAGAAAACAUGACAGAGAUAUCUAAGGCAGGGAGUAAUCUCCAAACUCCCAAGUUUCGGAUUCAUAAUGAAAAAGAUAAAAUCAAAAUUAACAAAGAAAGAGUUGAAAAUGGCAAUAAACGUUUUAAUGAAUAUGAUAUUAAGAAUGAUAAUAAAAUGGGGAACCCGGAAAAUGGAGAAGUGGAUAAUGGGAUUAGUAAUCAAUUUCUUCAUGCUAAUAAUGAGAAAAAUUUUCAUGAAAUCCAAAACAGUCAAAAUAGCAACCAACAUGAUGAAAGACUUCAAGGAAAAAAAGUUGAAAAUGAUAUUUUAGACGAUAACCAAUUGGAUAGUGAAAAGUUGGACGAUGAAGAUUCGGAUGAUGAAGAUUUAGAUGAUGAAAAGGUAGAUGGAAAAAAAAAAAAUGUCAAAAAUGAUGAAGAAGAUGAAGAAGAUGAUGGCGACGAAGAUGAAAGUGACGACAGUAUCGAAAGUAAAGAAAUAAAUCGUGAAAAUAAAAGUUCAUUUUCAAAGGAGAUAAAAAAUGUAAAUGAGUCUACAAAAAAUGAAAAAGCUACAGAUGCAAAUCAAAAGAUAAUUCUAAACAAAGAUAACAAAAAUUAUAAUGAACCAGAUCCAAAUUGCUCUAAAGUGUCUGGGAAAGUUGAAAAUACCAUUUUGCAAACUACCAAGGUUGAUAAGGAUAUUCAUCAAGUUAAGGAAAAGGAAGUAAAUACAAAGUCGGCUUUGAAUGUUUCAGAAAAUAAUGGUCUCAAAUCAGAACAAAAUUAUGAAUCAAACAUGUUUACUAUCGAUAAAAAAAUGCACAAUAAGUUGAAUAAUAUAGAUGGAAUAGUUCAUGGGUUAAAUGAUAAAUUAAAUCAUCACAAGGAUUUAAAAAAUCUUGAACUGAAAUUAAAAUUUGAAGCCAUGGGAAGAAUACAAAAAUAUAAAAUGUAUAAUGAAGUUAUCCAAAAAGCGAUAGAAACAUUGACUCAGCGUUUAGCAAAAGUUAAUGAAGAUUUAAAUAAAUUAAAAGAAGUUUCAUCCAUUUCUCUUCAAAAAUACAUGAAUGAAACAGGCUAUGGAUUGGAAUCACUAAAUUUUCCAAAAUCAGAUUUACCCUUAAAAAAAGACGAAAAAAAACAACUGCAUGAACAUAUGUAUGUAUAG